This is a messenger RNA of Caenorhabditis elegans, 1515 nucleotides long. It is a transcript of the gene gtnt-33, whose product is annotated as Glycosyltransferase family 92 protein. Bases 1 to 1515 code for a protein of 504 amino acids. Gene Ontology annotation, molecular function: glycosyltransferase activity. Gene Ontology annotation, cellular component: membrane. NCBI's taxonomy places the organism in Eukaryota, Metazoa, Nematoda, Chromadorea, Rhabditida, Rhabditidae. The transcript is spliced from 6 exons. The record is from RefSeq and is marked reviewed.
AUGGAACUCAAAACUAUGAAAAUCUUACUUCUUUCGGUCACCACAACAAUUUACCUCACUACCUUUUUCAUUCUUCCGUCCAUAUUGGAAAACGGUGAUCAAUACCUUCAACAGUAUGAUUCAUUCAAACAAGACGUUGCUCGAAAGUUUUUCGGCGAUCCUGUCACAAACACUGAUGCCUAUAUUGUCAACACGUAUUAUUAUCCAACAUCCAAAAGUCUUGGAGAUAAUGCGUUGGCUAUGGUUUUACUGAUGAAUCGAAGUACCAUGAGAAAUAUUACCAAAUACAAAAUGCAGCUAGUAGCAACUAAUAGUUCAGGCUCUUCGGUGACUGUUGUUCCUAAGUUGUUAAAAGAAGCCUACGCAAAUUGUGAAUAUUCAAACAUAGUUGCUCACGUAACAGCUUUGCCAAGUUUAAAGAAACUUGAGAUGGUGAGCGGUGACUCGAAGUUUGACAUCCAAUUAAAACUGGCACGUAGCACGGCUCCCGCACCUGUGAUCAUUUGCAUCUCGCCGCAAUUCGUAGCAGAGCAAUGGCAAAUAUUCGUUGCUCACGCGCAUAUCUCGCAUAAUUUCGGUGGACACUUGCAUCUUUACGUGACUAGUAUGCUGGAGUCCUACUUCGAUUUAGUGCUAGAAUACGAAAAAUUGGGAUAUGUCACGUUGGACUUUUGGAUGAGAUACAACUUCGCUAAUUCCGCAUUGAAUUCGCCUGAGCCAAACUCGAAUGUUGAAUGGAGAAAUCAAGCAGGUGCACAUACGGAUUGCCUUUUACAAUAUAAAGAAGCCGCUAAAUUUAUCACGUUUGCCGAUCUAGACGAUGUACUAAUUCCACGUGGAUAUGAGACAUAUUUCCACGAAUUCGCGUCACUAUUCUACUUUCACCCAAAUAUUCGCACAUUUCAAUACCCAAAACAAGAAAUGAUGUUCCAUAACAAGCCUAAUAUUUCUGACUUCCACAUGAUAGAACAGUUCAGUCAUUCGUGGUUUGCAAACACACAGGCAACAGGAAAAAUUGUGGCACGGCCCAGCGAUCUGAAUUCUAUGUGGAUUCACCGAUCAUUCAACGUGCCGGAUAAAAACUUUCAAGUUGUAAGUCACAACUUUUUCAUUCAUCUACAGAGACCUGUUGAUACUGAUGGCCAGGACCCGAUCACUUACGAGAUGAGAUCUUUCUCGAUUGCCAAGCAUUUAAAAUUGAAUGCAUCAGUUAUGCAACCAGUUCAAGAGGAUUUUGUAAAAGUUCUGAAUUCAUCACGUUAUCAAAAAAUAACUGCCAAAUUACCAAAAAAUACUUACUAUUUUCCAAUUUUGUUUCGAUGUUACUACGAAAAAUACUACAAUGCUCAGGAUGACACGUGCCCAAAUGGAGAAGACUGUUUGAUACCUCAACGUUCCGACCUCCCUUGUAUUCACUCGGAUGCAGACUAUAAGUCAGGACCUUCUAUGACCCCUGUCACAUUUCACUAUCAUAAGAAUCCGAGAUGGUCGAAAAACAUAGGAUGCUACAAUUAG